AUGCCUUCCGAACGCGAACUCCAGAUCAACCCAAUCGUUCCUGAGUCUAUGAUUCACAACACCAAGGCUCUUUCCAAUCUCCACAGUCUCACUGCUUCCCUCUUCGGAGUCACUGCUGGAGUCCUCGGCCUCGAGUCCUACUACGGCUUCCUCGUCUACAUCGUCUUCUCUUUCAUCACUACUCUGCUCUUCUACGUCCUCAAGGUCGCCCCUGAAUCACUUCCCAAGGGCCAUACCCCUCUUGAUCCUUCGCGGUUUUACCGAGGACUCUUUGAUUUCUGGAUGGGCGGCAUCUCUAACGGCAUCUCGGGUUUCGUCUUGACGUGGACAUUAUUUUAUGGUUUAGUUAGGGCAUAG
Fusarium pseudograminearum CS3096 is the source of this 357-nucleotide messenger RNA. RefSeq lists its product as uncharacterized. The transcript is spliced from 2 exons. The coding region runs from base 1 to 357 and encodes 118 amino acids. Lineage: Eukaryota; Fungi; Ascomycota; Sordariomycetes; Hypocreales; Nectriaceae. The record is from RefSeq and is a predicted model, not a curated record. Gene Ontology annotation, cellular component: endoplasmic reticulum; EMC complex; membrane. Gene Ontology annotation, biological process: protein folding in endoplasmic reticulum; autophagosome assembly.